This is a messenger RNA of Hypomesus transpacificus, 7885 nucleotides long. RefSeq names its product multidrug resistance-associated protein 1-like. The coding region runs from base 164 to 4684 and encodes 1506 amino acids. Gene Ontology annotation, cellular component: membrane. Gene Ontology annotation, biological process: transmembrane transport. NCBI's taxonomy places the organism in Eukaryota, Metazoa, Chordata, Actinopteri, Osmeriformes, Osmeridae. The transcript has 31 exons. Gene Ontology annotation, molecular function: ABC-type transporter activity; ATP hydrolysis activity; ATP binding. The record is from RefSeq and is a predicted model, not a curated record.
GGGAUUUGGAAGGAAGGGUAUGGGGAACUGGAAAACUACACAUGGGGGAGGAAGAGGAGGAAGAAACUAAAGAGUUCGAGACUGGAAGACAGGAGUCUCCCUGAAGAAGAAAGCAAAGAAGGGACAAGCGGAGGAGGAGAGGAGGAGGAGGACGGGAGGAGGAAUGGAUGAUCUGUGCAGCCUCAGCGGUCUGGAUGCGCUCUGGGACUGGAACCUGACGUGGUACACCCCUCACCCAGACCUGACCCAGUGUUUCCAGCACACUGUUCUGGUGUGGUUCCCCUGUCUGUACCUCUGGCUGUGUGCCCCCCUGUACGUCCUGUUCCUCUGGUUCAGAGAUCAUGGACGGAUCUCCAUGUCCAGCCUCUGCUGUGCCAAGAUGGUCUUGGGCAUGUGCCUGGCCUCGUUCGGCCUCCUGGAGGUCUUCUACCUGCUGGUGAAGAGGCACCAGGAGAUCCAGCAGCACAUGGUCUUCCUCCUCAGCCCUGUCAUACGCAGCCUCACCAUGCUCCUGGCCGUGUGUGUGAUCCAGUUGGAGAGGUUGAGGGGUGUCCGUUCGUCCAUCCUCCUCUUCCUCUUCUGGACCCUGGCUGUGGUCUGCUCCCUCGUUCCCCUCAGGGCCAACAUCCAGCAGAUCAUCGAUGAGGGUUUCUCGGCGGACGCCAUGCGCUUCGUGGCUUUCUUCGUGUGCUUCUCCCUCCAGCUGACGCAGAUGAUCCUCUGCUGCUUCUCUGACCAGCGGCCUAUCACAGCCAAGCGCACGCACAUCCAGAACCCGUGUCCUGAAGAGGACGCCUCCUUCCUCUCCCAGUUCUUCUUCUGGUGGUUUAGUGGGCUGGUGAUGCGGGGCUAUCGUUCUCCCCUGCAGACGGAGGACCUGUGGUCCCUGAGAGAGAGGGACAGCUCAGAGAGGAUCAUCUCUGACCUGGAGAGGGAGUGGGCCCGCCAGUGUGCCAACCUGCAGCAGAAGGAGCGCAGCGCGGGGGGUUCGGGGGCUCCCAGGCUGACGGAGCAGACCCAGCUGCUGACCAAGCUGCGGCGGGAGCAGAGCUCCGGGGCGUGCCUCCUCCGCACGCUGGCCCAGAGCUUCGGCCCCUACUUCCUGACCGGCACCCUCUGCCUCGUCAUCCACGACGCCUUCAUGUUCGCCCUGCCACAGGUGCUCAGUCUGCUGCUGGGCUUCAUGCGAGAUGAGGACGCCCCCUUGUGGAAGGGCUACAUGUACGCCUUCCUCAUGUUCCUGCUGUCCAGCCUGCAGUCGCUGUUCAACCACCAGUACUUGUACUGCUGCUUCACCGUGGGGAUGAGGGUGAAGACUGCCGUCAUGGGCCUGGUCUACAGGAAGUCUUUAGUGAUUAACAGUGCUGCGCGGCGUUCCUGCACGGUGGGCGAGAUCGUUAACCUGGUGUCCGCCGACACUCAGAAGCUCAUGGACUUUGUCGUUUACUUCAACGCCGUGUGGGUCGCUCCCAUCGAGAUUGGCCUCUGCCUCUUCUUCCUGUGGCAGCGUCUGGGCCCCUCCGCAUUGGCUGGCAUCGCCACGGUGAUCCUCAUCUUUCCCCUCAACGGCCUUAUCGCCAAAAUGAGAAGCAAGCUGCAGGAGGUUCAGAUGAAGUUCCUGGACGGCCGGAUCAAGCUGAUGAACGAGAUCCUGGGGGGGAUCAAGAUCCUGAAGUUCUACGCCUGGGAGCGGGCCUUCCUGGAGCGGGUGGAGGGCCUCCGGGAGAAAGAGCUGGAGGCCCUGAAGAGAUCCCAGGUCCUCUACUCCAUCUCCAUCGCCUCCUUCAACUCCUCCUCCUUCCUGAUUGCGUUCGCCAUGUUCGGAGUCUACGUGUUGAUCGACGACAAAAACGUCCUGGACGCCCAGAAGGUCUUUGUUUCCAUGGCGCUGAUCAACAUCCUGAAGACCCCGCUGAGUCAGCUGCCCUUCGCCAUGAGCACCACCAUGCAGGCCCUCGUCUCUCUGAAGCGCCUGGGAAAGUUCCUGUGCCAGGACGAGCUCAAGCCUGACAGUGUGGAGAGAGCCCCCUACAGCCCUGACGGCGACGGCGUGGUGAUAGACGGCGGCACCUUUGCGUGGGCCCGGGAGGGCCCGCCGAGUCUGCGGAGGAUCACCGUGCGGGUGAAGAGGGGCUCCCUGGUGGCCGUGGUGGGCCACGUGGGCUCGGGGAAGUCCUCGCUGCUGUCCGCCAUGCUGGGGGAGAUGGAGAAGAGGAGCGGCUCCGUCUGCGUCAAGGGCUCGGUAGCCUAUGUCCCCCAGCAGGCCUGGAUCCAGAACGCCACUCUGAAAGACAACAUCCUGUUUGGCCAGGAGAGGAAGGAGAGCUGGUAUCACAGGGUGGUGGAGGCCUGCGCCCUGCUGCCAGACCUGGACAUCUUGCCCGCUGGAGACGGCACCGAGAUCGGGGAGAAGGGUCUAAACCUGUCAGGGGGCCAGAAGCAGAGGGUGAGCCUGGCCCGGGCCGUCUUCAGGAAGGCGGACGUCUACCUGCUGGACGACCCCCUCUCCGCCGUGGACGCCCACGUGGGCCAGCACAUCUUCGACAGGGUGGUGGGGCCCAAGGGCGUGCUCAAAGACAAGACUCGUGUGCUGGUGACCCACGGCCUGGGCUACCUGCCCCAGGCCGACCUGAUCCUGGUGAUGGUGGAGGGAGAGAUCACAGAGAUGGGCUCCUACCUGGAGCUGAUGGGGAGGAAGGGGGCGUUUGCCGAGUUCAUCCGGGUCUUUGCCGGCACAGAGCGCAGAGAGAGCUCCACGCACAAGGGAAAGCGCAAGUCGGUCUCUUCUCGCCUCAGCAUGACAGACUUCUCCAUCGAUCUCUCUAAGGAGCAGCUCAUCAGCUGUGACAUGAGCAGUGCCAGUAUCCAGGCCAUGGAAGCCAUCUCUGACCUGGACCAGCAGCAGGACUCCGAGGACCUGGGAAAGCUCACGGAGGCUGACAAGGCCAACACCGGGAGGGUGAAGUUAGAGAUGUACUCUGAGUACUUCAAGACGAUUGGCUUAGCCUUCAUCAUCCCCAUCGUCCUCCUCUACGCCUUCCAGCAGGGCGCCUCCCUCGCCUACAACUAUUGGCUGAGCCUCUGGGCUGACGACCCCAUCGUCAACGGCACCCAGAUCGACACCGACCUCAAGCUGGGCGUGUUUGGAGCGCUGGGAUUUGCUCAAGGCAUAGCCGUGUUCGGCACCACGGUGGCCAUCUCCCUGGGGGGCAUCAUCGCCUCGCGCCACCUCCACACGGACCUCCUCAACAACGUCCUCCACUCGCCCAUGUCCUUCUUCGAGUGCACGCCCAGCGGCAACCUCCUCAACCGCUUCGCCAAGGAGAUCGACGCCAUCGACUGCAUGAUCCCCGACGGGCUCAAAAUGAUGCUGGGGUACGUCUUCAAGCUGCUGGAGGUGUGCAUCAUCGUCCUCAUGGCCACGCCCUUCGCCAGCGUGGUGCUCCUGCCCCUCGCCCUGCUGUACAUGUUCGUGCAGAGUUUCUACGUGGCCACGUCCUGCCAGCUGCGUCGGCUGGAGGCCGUGAGCCGCUCGCCCAUCUACAGCCACUUCAACGAGACGGCGCAGGGCGUGAGCGUGGUCCGGGCCUUCGGGGAGCAGCCUCGCUUCGUCCUGCAAGCCAACCGGCGCAUCGACCUCAACCAGACGUCCUACUUCCCCCGCUUUGUGGCCACCAGGUGGCUGGCAGUGAACCUGGAGUUUCUGGGGAAUCUGCUGGUACUGGCAGCGGCCAUCUUGUCAGUGCGGGGCAGAGCGUACCUGAGUCCAGGCAUCGUGGGGCUGGCCGUGUCCCACUCUCUGCAGGUGACGGGCAUCCUGAGCUGGAUCGUUCGAGCCUGGACAGACGUGGAGAACAACAUUGUGUCCGUGGAGAGGGUGAAGGAGUACGCAGAAACUGCUAAAGAGGCUCCCUGGAACGUGGACGGGAGCCCGCUCCCUCUGGCCUGGCCCUCCACUGGAACCAUCCGGAUCGAGGAUUACGGGCUGCAGUACCGCAAGGGCCUGGACUGGGCCCUCGAAGGCAUCUCCCUCGACAUUCAGGAGAGAGAGAAGGUGGGCAUCGUGGGACGGACCGGAGCUGGGAAGUCUUCUCUGGCCUUGGGGAUUUUCCGCAUCCUGGAGGCGGCGAAGGGAGAGAUCUACAUCGACGGGAUCAACAUCGCUCACAUCGGCCUCCAUGACCUCCGAUCCAGGAUCACCAUCAUCCCCCAGGACCCCAUGCUGUUCUCUGGGUCUCUGAGGAUGAACCUGGACCCCUUCGACAGCUACACGGACGAGGAGGUGUGGAGAUCCCUGGAGCUCGCCCACCUCAAGAGCUUUGUGUGCGGCCUGCCAGACAAGCUGAGCCACGAGUGCUCCGAGGGAGGAGAGAACCUCAGUCUGGGCCAGCGCCAGCUGGUGUGCCUAGCCCGAGCCCUCCUAAGGAAGACCAAGAUCCUGGUCCUGGACGAGGCCACAGCUGCUGUGGACCUGGAGAUGGACAACCUGAUCCAGUCCACCAUCCGCACCCAGUUUGAGGACUGCACUGUCCUGACCAUCGCUCACAGACUCAACACCAUCAUGGACUACACCAGGGUGAUUGUGAUGGACAGAGGGUUCGUCGCAGAGAUGGAUUCCCCCUCCAACCUCAUCUCCCAACGUGGCCAGUUCUAUCGCAUGUGCCUGGAGGCCGGCCUGGUGUGAGCUCUUCCCAGACAUGAGGCUCCAGGGUCGGGCAAACCCAGCGGCAGACACCCUUCCUCCUCUGGAGGACCACGUGGGAACUGGACAGCCAAGCUAGAAGAACCAUGAGAGCACUAGAGACUCAGAAUGACUAGAAUCGAAUUAACGUGCAUUGUUCUGCCACAGGCGGGACGACCAGACGACUGUGGACUGUGUCUAACCUGGUGAUAGAGAAGCAGAGGACACAGACAGGCAGAACGGGAAGGUUUCAUCGGAACUUUGACUUGAACUUGAUUAGACGCUCGUUGCGUUGCGUGGAGACGCACGCAUCGCGGGAGUGAGACGGCACACACAGGGCUUACUGAAGCCAGAGGGAUCCUUCCACACACGUCCUCGCACACAAGCCCCUUGUCUCUCUUUGCCAAACGUAGCUUUCCACCCACAAGGUCUGACAAACACUCUGUCUUUCCACAUGGUGUUGACCGUCAAACGUGCUGUAAGAUGCUAGACUGGCCCUCAUCACCCUCAUUGUCAUCACUUAGAAUGUAAAUAACCGAGAGACAUCCUAAGUAAUUGUCUUUGUUUUGUAUUCAUUUUCCGAGAUGGUGUGUAGUUUACUGAGAGUUGUGGUAAGAAAACUGUUCCCUAUUUUUCAAACGUCUGUCGAGAAAAGUAAUGCUAUGAGACUAUAAAACGACGAUAAGCUAAAAAGACAACUUUAUUUAUUAAAGUACAACAUUUUAAAAAGAGGACAAAAUAUCUAACAAAGAAUCUAACAAGAAUCUGUAAUGUCUGUGUACACGUUUUGUGGCACUUAAAUUUGUUACGUUCUUUGGAACAUUAAACCAAAUCGGAACGUUUACAUGGUGUGUAGUGGUCUGUUUUCAAAACUGCAUAUACAAUAACUGAAAGGUUUACCUCUCAAAAAAAAAAGGAAUUGUCUGGAUGAUCACAGUAAAAUAAAACACUUUAGGCUUCAAACAGAUGUGCUGACUUCACAGAUACAACAUUGUCCACUCAGAUCUUUGGCAACUUUCAACUCACUCUACAUUAUCACUUGCAUUCCACAUCUUAUCAUCUCUCUACUUGCAAAAUUAUAUUUGUUGCUUAAAUAAAGAGAUAAAUGCAGGGAAGAGACUGGUCAAACUAAACCUCAAUGAUUCUCUACAGUAAGUUUAAUUAUACUGAAGGUCCUUAAUAAUAUAAUAUGUAAGUGUAUAUAUUUGCUUUGUAUUAUUGCCAUUUAAACAACUCACAUCUGAUUUGAGACUUAAAUACUUUUUAUAUCUUUUUUUGCUAAGACAUUUUGUAUUGAUACACGAAAAUAAAUACAACAUGUUUCUAAUUAGGACUAAAUCAAUGGAACAGAAUAAUUUAUUAUUAAAUAAAACAGUAUUGACUCUGCCCAUGCAUACGAUUGAAAUAAUGUUCACUGUUUUGAAACAAAUGUUUUUGUGAACUUGAAUAAAGACAGACUGAUUGGUUUUCAGUUGUUUCUAAGCAAAUGUAUUAUGAAUUGAUGAUAAAUGCAUCUUAUGCACAGGAUCAAUAUGCCCACAAAACGAAAAUGAAUAAUAAUACAAACUGUUAAACAUCCAAAACUGCCAAGAAAACAUUUGAUCUGCGUUUUUGCUUUUUAUGUCUUUAAAAGGUUUGUGUAGUUAAAACAGCACCUUUAUCCCUUUGUCCUUAAAAAAAAAGAAAAUAAAAAACGUUUUUAAUAACCUUUCAACCAGAUUUACACUUUUAGCCUUUUAGCUUGUGAUCUUUUUAUCUUUAUUAUCCCUGUUAGACUUUUGUCUUUUUACUUGGCUAGAUACACUUUACACACGAGGGUUAAAGUUAGGGUGAGACCUGCUGCUGUUCAGCCUCUCCACAGUCUCCUGCUAUCUUGCGGUCUCUUCAUCCCUGAUCACUAUCUUGCGGUCUCUUCAUCCCUGAUCACUAUCUUGCGGUCUCUUCAUCCCUGAUCACUAUCUUGCGGUCUCUUCAUCCCUGAUCACUAUCUUACGGUCUCUUCAUCCCUGAUCACUAUCUUGCGGUCUCUUCAUCCCUGAUCACUAUCUUGCGGUCUCUCCAUCCCUGAUCACUAUCUUACGGUCUCUUCAUCCCUGAUCACUAUCUUGCGGUCUCUUCAUCCCUGAUCAGGUCAUCACUGAUCCACUGACACCUUGCUGGGGCUGUUACAGGCAAGUUUGACACCUUUUCUCUUCUUCCAGAUGUUCCCAUGGCGACCAUGUCCUGGUGCUGUCCCCUAGGUAUCCCAUAAUAACACUGACUCUCUAACAGGUUUUGUUACAGAGUAAACACCUAAACUCCUUGGUUAUUAGGGUAACUUCAGUAUUAUUAUCCUAAUCUAUUAAUGUACCCCUAGUUAUACCCAUGUUAUGGCUCUCAUUGUCUUUGGACCUUGUAACAAUUUUGAGUAAUCAUUUUGAUGAUUUGGAAAUCCUGUGACCCACAGAUAUCUCUCUCAACCCUGAAGAUUGUUAGAUGUUUCUACUACACAUGAAUGUCCCUGCUUUUCCAGGCAUGUGGCGCAACAUCUUCCUCUUAACAUUUGUAGUACUGAGUGCAGUAGGCUACUUAGCUGGAAAAGUCCCAUAGACACUGCAGCAAAUACUGUCAAAUUAAACUGUGUUUCUUUAUAAACGUAUAACCCUGGACAUAGGAGGGUAUUAAGGAGUUUAUUUUGUCAAGACACACUUUGAAACAAUUAAAUGUCCUUUUUUUAUUCUUUUCAAGUUUCUCUUCACAAUUCAAUAUAUUAUCACAGAAGAAAUACUAGAGAAUCAAAACGCUGGUUACUGAAAUCAAGACAAACUGUCCUCCAGUCUUUCUCCCACAGACAGAAGCAGCACAAAAUAAUACUCAGGCUUGGAUUCUUCCAGAAUAUGUACUUUGAAGCGAGAUCGGUUACGUGUUUGAGUUCCAGAAGCUCACAUUUUGGCAUGCUAGUUUACUCACAGGCACACUUGCCCACACCACACUGUCAACCUUUUCUCACCAGUGUGCAUCAAAUGAAGCUGUAAAGAGAUUCUUAUUUAGUGCAAGGCAAAAAAAAGGCAAAACAGGAUCUAUUUAAAGACUGCCAUUGUAGAGUUACUCAAUGGUUUCUCUAGUCUAUGAGCAAGCACAUCAACGUCCGACAAAGAGGAUUGUUCAAAAAGCUGCCAACCUCAUCAACAACUGCCUUUUGGUCUGGCCAAAUUGAUGACAAAA